CAAACAAAACAACCAUAAUAUUAUUAAAUAAUAAAAAAUUUUAUUGUGCAUUCUUUGUUCGUCUACUUACCACUUAUUUACAUUUUACACAGUUUUAUCUCACUUGAUUAGCGCGGCAAUCGAUUAAACUAUGUUUAUAGAUUAUAACUGGCAAACUGUCGCUUAUUAAUAAAUUUCAAGACUAAGAUAAAUCAGGAUUAGAACACAAAACAUGGACACCCUGCAGCUGACGGCGAACGAAGAUCCCUGCCGAUUAUGUUUGAAGAAGUGCGAACAAUCCUACGGAAUGUAUGUAACUUCUCCGGAUGGAUUGCUUAGAGAGUUACCCAGAAAGAUCCUCGAAUGUAUAGCUCUGGAGAUUUCCGAAUCUGAACCACAAAUUUUCUCCAAACUAGUAUGCAGUGAAUGCAUUUGUAAACUGGACUAUUUCCACGAGUUCCGGGAGAAUUGCCGCAAGUGUCAAGCAUUUUUUAGCGAAAUGAUGUUAUUUUGCCAUCCGGAACCAGUUGUGGAUCAUCAGCAACAUCAUGACGAUAGUCAGCAAAUUCUGCCAGAAAUCACCUUUUCUGGUCACGAAUUCAUGCUGGAUGGUAACACAAACAAUCAAUAUGAGUACAUCAUUCAAAGUCUGGAGAAAGAGGACAUUUCCUUCACUGCCAACGUCGAGGCACUAAAACUGAAAAAAGAGCUGGAAAUCUCUAUUCAACAGAACCAACAGCAGGGGAAAUUUCUUUGCAUGGGGGAACCGUCUACAAGCGAAACUGUAAUGCCGAGCGAGGAAACGUGUUUUAAUAAUUUGGAGGCGAUCGUAGAAUCGAUAACCCAACAAAAUGCUGCAUCUGGUUAUAUUAUUGAGCAAGAGCCCCCGGAGGACGACCUUGAUUACGAUGAUUUCGUGGGGAUUGAAACAGUCGAUGAAAAUAGAGAUGCCUCUAUUUCAGAGAUUCAUGUACAAGAAAUAAUUGAACAAAAAUUGCAUCCGACGUCAGAAGAUGCACCUGAAGCACAACCACAACUAAGUGAAGAAAUUUCAAAUAAACUUGACCAGGAACUUUCUACCGAAAAAAGAAAUCCGUCGUCGUUAAUCGAGCCCGAUCCAAAACCAGCUCCACUGUUCCCAGUUCUUAACGAUCGCACAUGUGAUAUUUGCGGAAAAGUUUGCACCACUAGAACGAAACUGAAACUUCAUAGAAAUUCUCACCUGAAAAUCUUCCCGUUUACAUGCCCCAUGGAUAAUUGCGCGAAGGCAUUUAAAUCAAAAAUCGGUCUUGACGAACACGUGGCUAAACACACGGGAAAUUAUCCUUUAUCAUGUGGAGUCUGUGGAAAGGGUUUCAUGAUUCAGAGCUACUUGACUGCCCACCAGAGGACACAUUCGGAUGAGAAAACUUUCCGGUGUAACAUUUGCAAACAGGCCACCUUCAAAAGCAAGCGAUCUUUAAUAGACCACAAGAACCGCCACUUGGGCUUGAAGCCGUUUGAGUGCGGUCAGUGUGGGAAUCAGUUCACCAAUCGAUAUCUUCUGCAGCAACAUGAGCAGAUUGCUCACACGGGGGUUCGCUUUCCGUGUCCGCAGUGCGAUAAAAGUUUCACUUGUAAAAGUUAUUUGAAGGUGCACCUACGCAUUCAUAGCAAUGAUCGACCGUAUGUUUGUAAGGUGUGCCAGCGACCACAUUUGACACGGCGAGACCUAGAGGUACAUCAAACCGUUCACAGCGGGAAAAAGGAAUUUGUCUGUGAUGUUUGUGGGAAGGGAUUUGCUCGCUUGAACGCUUUGACGUUUCAUCGAAAGAUACAUGAAAAUCGCUCAAAAAUUGUUCCCGUUGCUGCAGUGGGGUCGGAUAUGAUGUUGCAACUAGAAAACAAAUAAAAUUGGAGACUGUACAAACUUA
This is a messenger RNA of Topomyia yanbarensis, 1892 nucleotides long. RefSeq names its product zinc finger protein with KRAB and SCAN domains 8-like. The record is from RefSeq and is a predicted model, not a curated record. Gene Ontology annotation, molecular function: zinc ion binding. Lineage: Eukaryota; Metazoa; Arthropoda; Insecta; Diptera; Culicidae. Gene Ontology annotation, cellular component: nucleus. The transcript is spliced from 5 exons. The coding region runs from base 212 to 1870 and encodes 552 amino acids.